Messenger RNA from Amoebophrya sp. A25, 2126 nucleotides. The record is from the annotation of a GenBank genome assembly. NCBI's taxonomy places the organism in Eukaryota, Dinophyceae, Syndiniales, Amoebophryaceae.
GCUCAAAAAAGAGCGACGUUGAGUGUGUGUCUUUGGAUUCUCACUGAUACAACUUGAACAACAUGAAAUUUUCUCUUGGUUUCUAUUCUUCAUGCACGUCUCUGUUGCUCUCCGCACGAAAACAGCAAAACUUCUAUGUGAUUCUUUUCUUAUUCCUUCCGCCCCCGCUGAAGAAAGUUGCAGUAUGCCAGUCUGAUUUUUUUCGUGACUGACCGAUGUUCCUGCUUUGUUCCAUCUUUUCUUUGUCAGACAGUCAGUUGCCACUAUGUUCUAAAUUUAUAAAUAUAUUUUCAACUUAAAAUAAGUGCAAAGUUCUAUUAAUCCAAAUCCAUUGACUAAAAUGAACAGCAUCAAGAAAUUGCGAGCGAUCGUGCAUACAAUUAGCUUACCCCUCUCGUCCCUUUCACGCAUGAUUGUUUGAUAUUUUUCCUGUAACUAGAUGGAUCGACAAUAUUCAGAAACAACUCUAUCUACUUCUUCUAGAUCCACGAAAAUCUAAGACCACCUGUACUGCAAAGACAAAAUGCCUGUCUCACCGAAACCAGCCCGUAGCAGCAGCAGGCGCACCUCGAGCACGGCAUCCGCUGCAAAAAACACCAGCAACACAAAUACGACAAGCAGUAUGCGCACCAGCACAAGAACUACCUCCACUGCCACCAAGAUCACAACCAACACGAAGAUCAUGACAUGGAACAGCACUUCUUCAAGCAUGUUCCUUCUUGGCAGUGAUCGUGUGGUGAUAGCCUUGCUCGUCUCGAUACUUGGUUACUUCCAUUACGUUCGGUUUAUCGAGGACGACUUGCUUCAAAAUGGGUCCUCAGGUUCCCCGGAUGAUGCAGAUAUUGCCUUUUCGUGGAGGAUGUUUUCAUGGUCAGAGUUUAAGUCUUUACCAGAGACAGUACGAGACCCGGAACUCACAUAUAUGAGCAUUUUCGGCUACGUGUUUAACGUUACGUCGGCUCCGCACUUCUACAAGCCGGGUGAAGGAGGAUACGCGCUUUUCCAUGGGAGGGAAUGUAAUUUUAGUAUCGACUUUGAUGACUACAUUGAUUGAUGUUAAUUCUCUUUUUCUGCGAGAAGGAGAACAAAUGACAUUAUUAGGUCCAUAGGGUUGCACUGAUUCAACCCAGAGUUCGUUUAGUGUCAGAUUACUCUGAUUCAAUGCAAAAAUCGGUGAUGUAUCCAUCGAUGAUCCAAGUUAUUCUCUGUUUGUACACACUCACACUCUUAUCUUUCAUCACCAAUAAGGUACCCGUUCGAUCGCUCUAGCGAGUCUGGAACAAGAGGAUGUAGAUCGCGGAGUCGAUGACUUAGAAGAACGAGAUUUGGAAGAAGCUAGGGAAAGCUUUGUGGAGACUUAUUUGGCAAAAUAUCCUAUCCUAGGUCGCAUACAGGGAUAUCCUAGCGUACUACAAGCUGAAGGCAUAGAAGCUGCAGCAAUAGCAGAGGAAGCGGGGUCAGAUUUAUGUUCUAGGUAGUGAAUCAUAUAUGAUGUAGUACUAGAGACGAGCAAGAAUGAACAGUGUAUCUAGUAGCUAAUGAUGAUUCGAAAUCGACUCGACGGCUAAUCAAUAGAUCUUGUUUUUCAAUGUAGAUGUACGUUUGCCAUAAGUAACUACGUCUCUCUAGUCAUAACUCCAUCUCUCUAAUCCUCGACGAAUUCCUAGAAGCCUCAACUACUCCAUCUCUCUAGUCAUAACUCCAUCUCUCUAAUCCUCGACGAAGUACCUGCUCCUGAAUGUGAGAAUUUGGCGAAGCAUCUGGUUGGGCCAUGCCGAAGGAAAAUUGCGCGAAGGACCGGGAGACCAGAUGAGAGCACAUCGACUACAAGUGAAAGAAAGAAUAGUAAAAUAUCUUCUUCAUCUGCUGCAAGUAUAACGGAGAGCAACUCUUCUUCCACUUCCCCUCCAGAACAACAAGCUAGUGAACAACUACAACCUAGUCGUGGUCACAUACCGAGACCACGACCCUUCGAGUACGAUCCUUCAGAUCCGAUAAGGGAGCAGGGUGAAACCAAGAAGCCGAAGGCUAAGCCCAAGGGCCAAUGUCCUGUGCGCAUAGCAGUACAGACAGUGGUGAAGGUGUAUAAGGUCAUCAAGAAUUCAGUACCACGCUUGAUGAGAUAG